Molecule: messenger RNA, 2148 nt
Organism: Debaryomyces fabryi
Lineage: Eukaryota; Fungi; Ascomycota; Pichiomycetes; Serinales; Debaryomycetaceae
Gene: CAS5
Product: Cas5p
Exons: 1
Coding region: 1-2148 (715 amino acids)
Biological process (GO): regulation of transcription by RNA polymerase II
Cellular component (GO): transcription regulator complex; PcG protein complex
Molecular function (GO): RNA polymerase II cis-regulatory region sequence-specific DNA binding; DNA-binding transcription factor activity, RNA polymerase II-specific
Source: RefSeq, a predicted model, not a curated record
AUGGAUAAGUUCUUGGUUAGUUCACCAACACAGCUUUCACAGGGAUUCGACAUUGGGAAUGACACUGGAUUGUUAGAUUUGGAUCAUGGAGAGUUGUUCAAUGACGACCAAAAUAAUACUACUUCUCGGGAGUCUAAUACAGACCACGAUGAUAUUACAUUGCAGGCUGAUAAUGUCGAGUUCUAUGGACUCGACUAUCCAAGCCAGGAAUCAUUGCAUGAUAUAGUACCCAUAUCCAACAACUUGGGAUCGAAUAUUUCCAAUGGGUAUUAUAAUAACAACCAUCGCUUUCAGCAUUCGAAGAAUAUUUCACUUGACGGAGGAAACAUGUAUAGCAAAAUUUCUCAUCAGUCAAAUUUAUCCACUUCAUCUAUGGUAUCUUUGUCACAAGAUGCACCUAGCCAGUAUGAUGCUGACCAUAUAAACCAAUCGGGUUCUAAUAACACAUUGUAUUCGGGGGAUUCUAUACCACAAUUAUCAUCAUCCCUCUCAUAUCAGUCGUUCCUGGAUUCACCAUCCUCCAUAAAGCAUAAUACACACCAAAAACAACAACUGCUGCAUGUUCCACCCCAGAACACACCAAGAAGAAUAGGCCGCAAUAAGUCGAUGUCUGUUUCUUCUUGUAAUAACUAUAAUGCGUUUGCUACUCCAUCAAGAGGUCCAAAUAAUCUCAGCUUAUCUCCUGUAAAUCUUCUUUCUACAGCAAGUAGCAAAGUUGGAAAGACUCCUCAUUCGCUGAAAACUAAAGGUCAUAGUAGAUCUAGAUCUAGAUUAUCAAUCGAUGCGACGAAUAAUUCAUUGCUAGUGAAUAAUCCUUCGACCGGACAAAAAAUAACAACUCCAGCUCAGAAUUCAUCAAAUUACCCCGGGCUUAAUCCUUUCUACACUCCAUCGUAUGUUUCGCCUCACCUUGAUAAGUUAGGCGACUUCGAUGAUUUUGGAACACCCUUGCUUACACCAAGUUCUAGUAAUCAAACGAACCCACAAUGGUACAACCAGGGAAAUUCUUCAUACCAACAAUUCAAUUACUUGAGUCCUGUGGCGAAUAAUUUGAAUUAUCAUUCAAGUAGUGGUACUAGUAGUCAUAAGACCAAUACAUCAUUUACAACCCCUAUGGUAUUAAAAAGAAAUGAUACAUUAGAUUCUAUAAAGAUUGAAGAUCAAGAUGAUGAUGCUUUUAAGCAGUUAGGGAAGGCAAAAUCUUACACUAAUUUUGUAAGUUCUAAAUUUAUGUCUAAUGAAACGAAAAAACCAGGAUUUAUGGAAGAUGAUAGUGGUAAUAAUUAUAGAAUGUUGGAAAAGUCAUUAAUGGACAAACCAGAGAUUGGUGAUAUAAAGAAGGACGAUGAUAUGUUCUUGAAUGCGGCCGAUUUAUCAUUGAAACUUGCCUCACAAUUGGUGUCUAAUCCAAAUGGUGAAGUUCCCGAUACUAUUGUGUCUUCAAAUUCAACUCCUGGAGCCAUGACUUCACAUAAUUCUCCAUCACGCUCAUAUAGUGUAUUGUCCAACAAUGUUCCUCCGGCGACGUCAUUUUCGGUUCCUUCUACAGCUGGAGCUUCAACAAGUGACUUUGAAUUAAAAUAUUCAAAUCAUCAGUACAAGGCACCGAGUAUUGAUUUGUUACUGCCACAAUUUAAUUCUAAUCAUUUAACAGAUGAAAAAUUAAUUAAAAAUAAUCCAAGAGCAAACCAUUCACAAAACACUUCUUUUACAAAAUCAUAUCCAGCGUCAAUUGACUUGGCUUCUAUAGCCACUUCUCCAAUGAAUUCAAAUAGUGUUCAAAACAUUUCCACUAUUAGUUCUGCAUCUCCUAAUAAUACAACCAACGGUUUACCUGCAAUGGCUACAUUUUCAGUUUCCUCGGGCCAAUCUGCACAUGCAACACCUGAAACAUUUAUACCAUCUCCACAGGACUUAAAACUUCCUAUUAAGGUGUCUGACAAGACAGAUGUGAUUGAUCCUAAAAAGAAGCAUUCAUGUCCACUUUGUCAAGCUAGAUUCCAGAGACCAGAACACGUCAAAAGGCAUUUGAAAAGUCAUUCUUCAGAGAAGCCUUAUGAAUGUGAUGAACCAAACUGUGGAAAGAGAUUCAAUAGAAAAGACAAUUUAAAAGCUCACCUAAAGAAAAUUCAUCAUAGAAAAUUAUGA